Sander lucioperca (pikeperch) is the source of this 3769-nucleotide messenger RNA. RefSeq names its product PR domain containing 11 (gene prdm11). Gene Ontology annotation, molecular function: protein binding. The coding region runs from base 352 to 3711 and encodes 1119 amino acids. The transcript has 10 exons. The record is from RefSeq and is a predicted model, not a curated record. NCBI's taxonomy places the organism in Eukaryota, Metazoa, Chordata, Actinopteri, Perciformes, Percidae.
GUGUAAAGUCCCCUGCAGGUGAAACCGUCUCACUGUCCCGCUUCACACUCACACAACUUCACUUUCUGCACACCGUCUUUUUCUUCCGUUCUUUAUGUCAUUUCCUGUGAUGAAAAAUGGUGGUCCAAGCUGCUCAGGGAGGCGACUGAGUCGCUGCUGAAAAAAAUUAAAUUCAGCCAGAAACUUAAAGCAUCGGCGGGAAGCCGCGGAGCCUGCAGCCGGGGGCUCGGUGCUCCGCAGCCGGGGGAGGGAGAGUCGAGCUUCGCCCGGGCCGGGACAGAGGCUCCGUGUCCCCGCUGCGUCUCUGCACACGAGUUGUGACGAGCUGAUUUCCACCAACAUGGUUCCACCAUGAGCGAGCCUUCCUCGGACCUCUGGUUCUGCGAGGACUGCCAGGAUUAUUUCCCCGAGUGUCCGUCCCACAGGCCCCCGGUGUUUGUCCCCGACACCCCCGCGGCCCCGGGCUCGGCCAACAGGGCGGCGCUCACGGUCCCGUCCGGCCUGGAGGUGUUCAGCGAGGGGGGCGAGGUGGACGUUCGCUGCCUGGAGCCAAACUUCCCCAAGGGGGCGGUCUUCGGCCCGUACGAGGGCCAGCUGGUGUCCAAGGACCAAUCAUCUGGCUCCUUCUCCUGGAUAAUUGUUGACGUUAACAACUCGUACCAGUCCAUCGACGGCAGCGACGCCACCAGAGGCAACUGGAUGAGGUUUGUGCGGACGUCUUCAGAGGAGAGCGACAGGAACUUGACGGCGUUUCAGCGCGGUAGAAACAUUUACUUCAGCGUGUGUCGGCCGCUGGCAGCGGGAGAGAGGCUGAGGGUCUGGUACGGCGAGGACUACAUCCAACGCCUCCACGGAGUCUCUCAGGAGAGCAUCGGCCAGAACCUGGACUCAGAUUCGGGGAAGCUGGCGGUCCUGCCGAACCUCCAGGAGAACUCUAAGUGUCCGUGUGUGCAGUCGGCUCUGCAGGCUAAACCCAGCCAGGAGUCGGUGCAGGCUAAACCCAGCCAGGAGUCGGUGCAGGCUAAACCCAGCCAGGAGACGGUGCAGGCUAAACCCAGCCAGGAGACGGUGCAGGCUAAACCCAGCCAGGAGACGGUGCAGGCUAAACCCAGCCAGGAGACGGUGCAGGCUAAACCCAGCCAGGAGUCGGACGGCCAGCCUCCUGCCAAGAGGAAGAAGAUCGACCUCAUCUUCAAAGACGUCGUGGAGGCGUCGCUGGAGUCCCGCGCCUCGCUCCACGGCGGCUUCACCGUGCCGAAGCUGAAGGUGGAGGAGACGGAGGAGGAGAAGCAGAGCAGCCAGGAGGCCUCCACCUCCUUCUGCCCAAACUGUGUCCGACUGAAGAGGAGGAUCCAGGAGCUGGAGGACGAGCUGUCCCGAGUCAGGGGGGAGAGACAGGAAGUGGUCGCUGCACCGAUGUCUGGACAGACCCACCGCGAUCAGGCCCCACCCCACCGCGAUCAGGCCCCGCCCCACCGCAAUCAGGCCCCGCCCCACCGCGAUCAGGCCCCGCCCCACCCCGAGCAGGGCCCCGUCGAGGACUUUCAAGGGAUGGAGCCGCUGACGCCCUCUCAGGCGGUUCUAGACGAAGACGACCCGGACGUGGACUCAGCCGACGAGUCGAUCGCUGCAGAUCUCGUGAUUUCUCCGGAAGACUCGCUGAAGCUUUCGUCCGCGGGCGGCCGUCGGAUUCGCCGCUUCAAGCAGGAGUGGCUGAAGAAGUUCUGGUUCUUGCGCUACUCGCCGACCCUCAACGAGAUGUGGUGCCACGUGUGCCGCCAGUACACGGUCCAGUCGUCCCGCACCUCUGCCUUUAUCGUCGGCUCCAAGCAGUUCAAGAUCCACACCAUCAAGCUGCACAGCCAGAGCAACCUGCACAAGAAGUGCCUGCAGCUGUACAAGCUGCGUAUGCAUCCCGAGAAGACGGAGGAGAUGUGCAAGAACAUGCUGCUGCUGUUCAACGCCGCGUACCACCUGGCCACGGAGGGACGGCCCUUCUCCGACCUGCGGGCGCUCGCCGAGCUUCUGAAGCGCUGCGAGCUCAAAGUGGUGGACCAGUACAUGAACGACGGAGACUGUCAGAUCCUACUUCACCACAUCGCCCGCACGUUGAAGGAAGACCUGGCAGAGAAGAUGCGCCUGUCGCCUUUCCUGAGCGUCAUAAUGGACGCCCAAAACGACGAUCUUUUCUCAGACAUGGUUGCCGUUUACGUCCAGUUCAUCACCAACGAGGGCUCCCCGAGCACGGAGUUCCUGUCCUUGCAGAGGCUGAGCGUGGCCAGCGUGGACGGGUAUCUCCAGGCAUUGGAUCGAGCCUUCGGUGUCCUCGGCUUCCGGUUCCAGGACUUGCUGGUAGUCGGUCUGGGCGUGGACGGCACCAACAUGUCUUCGGGGAUGCGAGCGAGCCUGUACGUCGCCGUGCAAAAGAGUUUUCCGUGGAUCCUGUGCCUUCCCGUGAUGAUCCACCGGCCCCAUCUGGAGGUGUUGGAUGCCAUCAGCGGAAAGGAGCUCUCCUGCCUGGAGGAUCUGGAGAACAACCUGAAGCAGCUGCUCAGUUUCUACCGCUACUCCCCGCGCAUGAUGGCGGAGCUGCGAUGCACGGCGCCCACGCUGUCAGAGGAGACGGAGUUCCUUGGAGACAUCCGAGCCAUUCGGUGGAUCAUUGGGGAACCCAACGUCCUGAACGCGCUCAUCAAAGAUUACCUGGAGGUAGUGUCCCAUCUGAAGGAGAUCAGCAGCCAGACGCAGAGGGCCGACGCUGCAGCCAUCGCCCUCUCCCUCCUCCAGUUCCUGCUGGACUACCAAUCAGUGAAGCUCAUCUACUUCCUGCUGGACAUCAUCGCCGUCCUCUCGCGGCUCGCCUUCACCUUCCAGGGCGAGCACCUGCUGGUGUCGGCGGUGGAAGCCCGGAUCCAGGACGCCAUCCUGGAGAUCGGCCAGCUGGUGGACUGCCCCGGGGAAUACCUGCAGGAGUUUGAGGAAAACUUCCGGGAAAGUUUCAACGGCGUCGCUCUGAAGAACCUACGCGUCGCCGAGUCCAAGUUUCAGUCGAUCCGGGAGAAGAUCUGCGACCGGAGCCGGGGGAUUCUGUCUCAGAGGCUGGACCUGCAGAGCCGCACAUUCGCCAAAGCCUGCAAGGUCCUGGAUCUGUCCGCCUGGCCACCCAACCGGGAGGAACUUCAUGCGUACGGCGAGGAAGAGAUCCAGGUGAUAUUCAACCAUCUGGAUUCGGUUCCGUGUGGCGGUGCGGAGGGUUCCCAGGCGCGCACGGAGGCGAGGGGCAGCCUGAACGUGGAGUGGAAGGAUCUGAAAGCCGACUUCUGCAGCAUGAACGGUUUUAAAGAAGUGGUGGGACACAUCUGCCGGUACAAGCAGCGUUUCCCGCUGCUGAACCGCGUGGUGCAGGCAGUGCGGGUGCUGCCCAGCUCCACGGCCUGCUGCGACAAAGGCCGCGGCGCCCUGACCAAGAUGUGCAGGAACAACCGCUCGCGGCUGACUCUGGAGCAGAUGAACGACCUGCUGGCGGUGGCCGUUAACGGGCCGCCCAUCGCCAGCUUCGACGGGAAGCGAGCGCUGGACAGCUGGUUCGAGGAGAAGUCCGGCGGCAGCUACUCUCUGACGGCCGAGGUGAUGAACAGGAAGUCGGCUGCGGAACAGAAGUCCGUCCUGCACAGCGUCGACGUCAACACGGAGUUCUACCCCGACAUCUGACAGCCGGACACUACAUUAAGACCGUCAGAGAAUGUCAAAUGGCGCGUUGCCACCACAU